Molecule: messenger RNA, 2017 nt
Organism: Micropterus salmoides (largemouth bass)
Lineage: Eukaryota; Metazoa; Chordata; Actinopteri; Centrarchiformes; Centrarchidae
Product: olfactomedin-4-like
Exons: 7
Coding region: 105-1487 (460 amino acids)
Biological process (GO): signal transduction
Source: RefSeq, a predicted model, not a curated record
UUAGUGGGAGUGUUCACAAGUUAGAAACUGCUGCCAGCAGUCAGACACGCUGUCAUAUUCAAACAGAGUUCAGGGACGGUUUCAGUGCUGCCCUCUGACCCACCAUGAAGCUGCGUGUGAUCGUUACACUGUGUGCUCUGUUCACCAUCACCCAACAGGUAUUUUCACAAGAUAAGUGUACGUGUGAGUUGACUAAUUCAGAGAAGGCAUUCCCUCAUGACAAACUCAGCACAGUGGAGGGCAAUGCAUCAAAAUGCAACAGCAACAUCACCCCACAGAAGACUCUGGAGCUGGAGAUUCUGCUGCUGGGUUUGGAGCGACGUCUGCCCCAGCUGCAGGAAGAUGUGUCGAUGCUGGAGAGGGAGGAUGACGGAGACCUCUACGCAGUUCUCAGCCUGUAUGUGAUAGAGAAUGAACUGAUGGAGAUCAAGCAGCUCAUUGACAGGCUCAACAGCACCACCAAGGCACACCAGGGUCUGACUGCUGACACCACUAAACAGCUCGAGGACCUUAGUGCAGAGAUGCAGGAGCUACAGACAUAUGACACCAUGCAGGUGGUGAAAAGACUAGAAGACAACCACCGUCUUAAGAGAGACCUGGACCAGUGCAAGAAUGGAUUUCACCCCACCAUCCAACCCACUCAACCUCCACACAGUAAAUGUCCCCACGGUGAAUUUCAGAACAUUACUGGCCCGAGGGUGUACACAGCAGGAGAGUACCCUGGCUCCUACAAGUAUGGAGCCUGGGGUCGGGAUCCCAAACCAGAGGCGGGGAAGGAGAGCUGGUAUUGGCUGGUAAUGUUGACCUCCAGCAACAGAUAUGCCAACUACAUCCGUCUCUACUCUAGCCUGAGCUCUCUCAUUGUUGGGUUAAGCAUUCCAGGUAAUGUCCAGAUCCACUCCUCUAACCCAGCCACCAACACUAUCCAGGGUCCGAAUAUUGUGCUGUAUGGAGAGGCCUUGUACUACAACUGUUACAACCUAGAUGCUGUUUGUCGAUUCAACCUUACCACCAAAACUAUCACCAACUUACAACUACCCAAAGGCACCAGGUUUAACUCAAAGGGUAACUUCUGCCACCUUGAGGAAUGCUACCCGUUCACUGACCUGGACCUGGCAACAGAUGAGUCAGGUGUUUGGGUGAUCUAUACCACCAGCCAGGACUUUGGCAACCUGGUGCUGUCCAAGGUGGAGGAGGAUGAACCAAUGACUCUUGGCCAGACCUGGCACACCUCGGUCUACAAGCAGGGGGUGACCAACACCUUCAUGGCCUGUGGCGUGCUCUACGCAACACGGUAUGUCAACAAAACCAUGGAGGAGAUCUUCUAUGCAUUUGACACCACGACGGGGGUAGAAAGGUUCAACGUUGGAGUUUUCAUCAACAAGAUGUCUCCCAACAUUUAUUCCCUGAACUACAGCCCUGUGGACCAGAUGCUACAUGCCUACUGUGACUCCUUCAUGGUCUCCUAUAAGGUCUUGUUUUGGUAGGGACAUGUCUCUACCAAUAUUCAGUGACUACUGAGUUGUCCUUAGCAAUAACUGUAAUUAAAAACAUGUAAAUAUAACCACUGUUGUCCGUCAGUGUCUGGUCAAUGUAUUAGGAACAUGCAGGGUUAACAGAUCUCAUUCUCUACUACGAGUCCACUGCGUUUUAGUUCACAGGUAUUUUGUCUUUAGCAAUUGGUCUUUUUUUGUGUUAAAAUAUUCAAUAUGAAUGUGAAUCAUGAGCUUGAGCAUGAGAGUAAUGUCAAUCAGUGGCUCUCCUGGUAGCAGCACAGAGUCUCUCCCUCACCUGUCACACCGUUGCAUGUGCAUGGUGCGAGAGGAGAGGGAGAGACACAUUACAUUGGCAUUUACAGAUUUAGCUGAUGCUUUUAUUUGAUGCAGUAUUUCACUCUUCUCAGGGUUAACAAACUCAAGUACAGUUUCCAUUAAAUUGUCAUGCAAAUUUAAACCAGACAUUUGAAAUGUCGCAGAAAAUUUAAAAAAAUAAAUGUGAAAUAGGUGCAUUUCCAUCA